CGGCGGUCGGCGUCACAACGUUCUGUACAUCUCUCGCAAGACAGAGCUAGUAACAAUGGUUUCCAUUUUUCUUCAUGCUAAACAUGUCGUGUGUCUGUUGUUGAGUUCUUUGUCUAUAUCCACUCUAUUUAUUUUAUAGAGUAUGCUUUCCAGCUCCUGCCUGCUCUUAAUUCUAUGAGCUACUGUUUGUUUAUUGUUUAGUAAUUUUGUAUGCUUGUUGGUAAUGCGGUAUCUUCAGAAUAAAUGAGAAAUGUUAGUUGAAAGUAAUCAAUACUGUAAUUAAUAUUAAGUCAGUGGUAUUGGCGGUUGAAAUUAUUAAUCACUGUCUCUUGUGUGAUUAUUAGUGUUAUAUAUGAACAUGAUAGCGGUUAAGUACAUUUCCGUCGUGUGCUGUAUCUUAAAUUAUUUACCUUGUCAUACAACCCCUGCAUCUCAUCAUAUUGGAAAAAGUCUGCACCAACACGAGAGGGAAGAAGAUGGAGCAUACAGCCCAAGAGAUCAUGCACAUGUUGUUGACGGUGUUCAUCAUUCAGAGUUUGAUCACGAAGCUAUAUUAGGCAGUGCUAAAGAAGCAGAAGAGUUUGACCACUUGAGUCCUGAAGAAGCUAAAAGACGUCUAGCAAUAUUACUGAAGAAAAUGGAUCUCAAUAGUGACGGCUUUGUUAGCAGGAAUGAAUUGCAUGCCUGGAUACUUAGAUCACUUUCUAUGCUGUCUGAAGAAGAGUCUGAGGACCGCUUUGAGGACGCUGACGAGAAUGAAGAUGGUGUUGUGACAUGGCAAGAAUAUAUUUCAGAUUCUUAUGGAAUCCAAGACAGUGAUGAAGAAGAUAAUGAAAUUGAUGACAAUUCAGAGGAAAAGUUGAUCAGCGAUGACAAGAUAAUGUUCCGAGCGGCGGACGGGAACGGAGACGGGGUGCUGAACAAGCAGGAGUUCCUCAAGUUCAGCCACCCGGAGGAGCACCCGGAGAUGUUGCCCGUCGUGCUGAAGCAGACGCUCGACGAGAAGGACGCGAACAAGGACGGCUUCAUCGACUUCCAAGAGUUUGUCGGGGAGAGAGGUGCCCAUCACGACAAGGAGUGGCUUCUUGUGGAGAAGGAGAAAUUUGACCACGAGUUCGACAAGGACAAAGACGGCAGGCUGAAUCCUGCGGAGAUCUUGGCCUGGAUUGUUCCGAGCAACGACGAGGUGGCGUCGGAGGAGGUGAGCCACCUGUUUGCGUCGUCCGACGGCGACCACGACGACCUGCUGUCGUACGGCGAGGUCCUGGAGCACCACGAGGUGUUCGUGGGCAGCGAGGCGACGGACUACGGCGACCACCUGCACAACAUUCACACCUUCCAGGACGAGCUGUGAUGCGCUCACGUCCCGCGUCCUGUCCGGCCGGGGUUCUUCCGCCCUGGAGAUCCUCUCCUCCGGCAUGCAGGCUUGCUAGUGGAACUGUCAGAUCCAGCUGGUGCGGGAGCAUACUCAAAUAUGUUUGCAAGUAAUGGGCCCGCCAACCCAGGCGGAGCUUCAGGAGAAACCACGCGACUAAAAACUGCCAUAGAUAUCCGAGUUGUGGUCUGUUCAUGAAAAUCAUUUAAGAAUAUGCUUUGGGCGUUUGAGUAGUUCAGUUUCUUUACUUUUUUUUCAAACUGUAUUGUUUAAGUGAAAAUGGCUAAAAUGCUAGUUUUCAGAAUAAUGUUUGGACACGAAACAUCAGUAGAGAUUCUUGAAAGCACUCCUUUAUCUUUGUUUCUCUGCCACGUAAUGGUGCUGUUACUGCUCCAACCUCAAAGUAGCACUGAAUGCAUGAUGAGAAGACUGCUUGCCAGUUCAGAGGAGACGCCGCGCUAGAAGCACCGGCGAGCGUCGCACUUAUCAUCCCGCCUCGCCGACACGAACAUACCCCUUACUUGGCAGGCGUCUUUAAGUAGAUUCUAUCAGCUGUGGCAACGUGUCAGCUGCAUCUUCCGUGCAUGGUUUUUGACAGAUCCAUUAGCAAAUGAGCGAUUCGGUGUUGGGACGGCCUGCGCCCAAGCUCUGCGUCCGUCAGUCCAUGGGCGUGAUGAAAGGUGGGCAUAUGGCAAAGGUGCUCAAGAGCACACGUAGAGCUGGAAGAGCUUCAGGUUGGCUUGGAACCCAUGUACAUAGCCCAUCCGAGAAGUUUAACCAGUGUGUGUCUGUUUUUACUGUUGUUAUUGUCGUGUUGAAUGUAUGCAGUUGUUGACUCGCUGAAAUUUGGAGAGAAAAAAAUACUUACUGGAUUUGUUUUUCUGACAUUUAAGAUUUACGUUAUGAGGUUCAGUUAAUCCAUGGAUCAUAGUUUCAGGUAUAUAAGAUGACCACUUGGUUUUGGGCUUUUAAGUAGAAUGAGCUUACUUAUCCCAGUGCAGUUCAAAAAAUUUUGGGUGGCAUUUUAUAAGAAAUUUUUGUGAGUGUUGAGAAGUAUAAAAAGUACUUUGUUCCAUUUGGUUAAAUCUCAGAUAAGAAUUGGUGACUUGACAGCUGUGAUAAGGGGGAGAAAAAAAAUAAAAAAGGCAAGAAAUUUUUUAACACUGAGCAGUAACAGCUGACAGAAAGAUGAGUUGAACGUUCUAUUUUGGACUUACUUGUGCUUGAAAUGUACAUCUUAGAAAAAGAGACCAUGUCUUAAGUAAAGCUUGUAAGUACAAGGGUAAAAAAAAAGACUUAAAGUUAGUCAAUUCAUUCUAAAAAAAAAUAGCUGUUCCCAAUCAUUCGUGCAACAGCAGAACAAGUACCGCCGAGAGUGCAGUCCCCGUGCAAAAGCAAAAUUAGUAUCAUUACACAAGAUGACCUGUCUUGAAAGACGAGUAGCAACUUUGAGCUAUUCAGUCAUGCAUUACAUUCUCGCCUGAUUCACUGGAAAAUACUAUGCAAUUCAGGGUUGAGCACUUUAAGGGAGAGAAUUUAUAUUUCACAAUAUCAAUUUGCCCCUUUAAUUUAUUAUUUAUUUAAUCAUAGAUCUAAAAAAAAAGUUGUACUAAUACUUUUGUCUACACACAAAUAAAUCUCAAAUAUAGAGAAUAAACAGGGUGGCCACUCUUCUGGGAUAAUAAAAUUCCUGGUUUUUUCCAGGUUUUUUCAAGGGUGGUUUUUAUCAAUAUUUGCAUACAAUUUGCAUUUUUGUUACACAAAGCACACACAAUAUGAUUUUUUAUUGGCGUUAAACAAUAGACAACUUAACUAUAGGCUUAAAAAUGAAAUCAAUGAACUUGCUUAGAAGAAAACCUACCACCAACAAAAAAAUUUAUAAUCUCACUUCACCAAAAUUACUUGACACCAAACGCACGUGUUUUGCCCCUCUUGCGUGGUUGGCUAAUACUGUUCUUUCCAUGCUACCGAUAUUGAUUUUAACAUAACACAAAUUGCAAAUGGCGUUUGUCCUGCACUUUGGAUCUUUCUCAACCCAUUCAAACUCUUCCGUAUAUUUGUCAUUGUAUGUGGCGACCGAACUCUUUGACAUUUUGAUAGUCUGCGCAAAUUACAUGUUAGAUUAAAAAAUUCAAAACAACGUCCAGCACAACUAAACUUAAAAAAAAAAAAAACUCUAGAAAAGUAUCCGUGAUACCGUGACGCAACAACAUGAGCGCAAAGUAAAAAAAUAUAUGUAUAUAUAUACAAAACUAGUGCUACCAACAUGCCGUGCGAGAAAUUACUACCACCCUACAACAACAUUUUCAGCCAAAAUUAUGUUGCUUUUGAAUACAGAAACAUAAUAAGUAUGGAAGUCUGAAUUGUUAACGGUUUCUUACGUACUACAAAAGUUUUUUAAUGCAAUAUGAACAAAUUAACUUUCACAAAAUAUAGCUCACGAGUAUACUGUCGUGCUUCGACAGGUGGUGAACAUGCUCACGUUCAAGUUUCUCCAUCAUAGGCUUUCAACAGCCGUAUGUUAUUGUCAUCGUUACUUCAUAAAAAAAAUUCCCGGUUCUAAUAAAAAUUCCUGGUUGAUUCCAGGUAUUCCUGGUUUUUUUAAGAAAUCCUGGCUAUUUCCCGAUUUCCCGGUUGACUGGCCACCCUGAUAAAGUAUUACAUGAGUCAGUUUUUUGAACUGUUAAAUAUAUAUGAUGGAUAAUUAAUUAGUUACUUAAAAAGUUAAGUGAAUGAAUAUUUUUAUUCAGUUAUACUGUUUUUAUAAAAUUUUAUUUACUUGUAUUUAUUUUAUAUAAUUGGUCCUGUCUAUAUGUAUAGUUUUAUUAUUAUUAUUUUUUAAUAAUUAUUCAUUAACAGUUACAUAUUGAUGUUUAAAAAAAUUGCAAAAAUAAUACUUCAAGUCUGGCAGAAAUGAAAUUGCUUUUCUCAGGUGCUAUGGAUAAAAAGUAUGAUCACAAGCAAUGCUGAUAGAGUGAUAGGCAUAGCUCAAGAGCCUACUUGAUGUAUACUGAUAUUCGUAUGUAAUUUUUUAGAGUUUAUUUUGAGCUUAAACCAAAUAUGGUGUUAGUAUAAACAUUUUUAAAUGAUUGAAGUAGGUAUAGAAUAUACAUUAUUAAUUAUUGUGUUACUUUGAAAAUUACUAAUUAAUAAAUUCGCAUGUAAAAUUUAUUAUUUUAAUUAUGUAACAAAGGUAUUUUAAUAUACGUUUCAUAAAAUCUAACUAGACAUUGUGGAUCAAGUUCCUGAACAUAUAAAAAAGGAUAUGGCGAGAAUUUCUUUGAUUAAAGAUGUGUCCGCGAAAAAUGAAAUCUAGAACUAGGCCUGUGCAAAUGUUUGAGAUUCAAAUAUCAAAACCUAAUUUGUUGUGUGAUUUGAAAUACACUUUGAAAUGACAAAUUUUCAAUUGUAUUGGAAGGUUAGUGUAAGGUGUUGCACUGUCACCUGGUGUACUGUUAUUGAAGUGGAGCUUGUCAUUGUUUUAAAAUAUAAAUUUUUAUGUCUGCGUCGUCAUGAACCGCUGCUGCCGGGUCAGCAAUGUGAGAAGCCUCCAUUUUCCUCUGUCCAUCCACCAUUCCUCCUCCACUCUGUUCCAAUCGUCUUCUCUCUCCUGUCCUGCGUAGGACCCAACAGGCCUAGAAAGCCCGCAACCGAAACUAAAAGUUAUCUCGAGAGAAUUAAGUCACAUGUGUAUGAACACAGUUCAAAUUUGUAAUGGCGUGGUGUAACUAGCCAUAUUUUUUCUUAACAUUUGCACAUUUAAGAACAGAAUGGCUGAAGUUCAGACAAAAGGACAAUCUGCUAUCAGCCUAUCAGGUUUUUUUUUUUUUGGUAAGUUGAAACCAAGUAAACAAUAAGCAGUUGGCUAUUGUUACAAAAACUUCACAAAAAUUCAAAGGAAUGCUUUGCUCAUAGUACUUAUGUUUUUUUUUUUUUUUCAACAAACAUUAAAAUAUUUUUUAACUAAAUUUUCAACUCCUGCUAUUUAAAUUUUAUAAUCUUAUUCAGGAAUGUCUUGAUAUUUGCAAAGGUUUAGUGAGAAUGCCUGUAAGCACCAGUUGUGGUCUAAAACUAGCUUAUUUUAUAUAAUUAAAAGAAUGUGCCAUAUUAGUAUAACAAAUAGUAUAUCAGUUAAGUGUAAUCUUUUUUAUUGUCACUUUAUAAAUACAUUUACUUUAUUUAAUAGUUAAAUUAUUCUAAGCAGUAUUUUUUUUAAUCAUUGCAAUUUUUCCUGGUAAAUAAUGGACAGCAACAAGUUUGUGAAUUGCAAAAGUUUGAAAAUGACUGGUGUACUGUCUAAACUAAAAGUUCAAAGAUGUGCUAACUAAUAUUCUGGUGAACUGCAAUAUAAAAAGAUUAGAGAUGAUGAUUAAUUGAAGUGACAAAAGGUCAUUGGUGAUAUCUAUUCUGUUUUUGAGUUGGGCGAGUGUGUUUUGUUGUGUUGCGCUUGCGUUUGUCAGACAUACAAAAUAUACAGGAAGUGCUCUGUUGUCAUCUUCACUAGUCCACAAAAGCAUGCAUAAACAGUAACUCAAUAUUUAAUUGCAAAUGAUUGUAUGCAUUGUUAACUUUUAUUAGGGAUUAUGCUGUGAAUUAUUUUACCAUGGAGGUUUUAUUUUAGCUGUUCACGGUGCAUAUACAAGCAAAGAUUAUUAAAAGUUGUUUAUUACUAUUUUUCAUGUUUUGUAAUGUUGGGAUACCAUAAUUUUUAUACUAAAUAUUUUAUUUAUAUACUUAUCCCUCACUUAACACAACUAAUUUGUUCCUAAAAAUGCUCGUGCUAUUUGAAAUCGCAACAAACCGAUAUUACUGUCCAGAUAAUUACAUUUUAACUUUUCAAAAAUUAAAGUGCUUACUGUGUCUUAUCGCAUAAUCGUUGCACAAUUUAUAAUAAGAUCAAGUUUCAAAAGUAGGAGUCCAAUUUUUAUGCAAAAAAAAUUGUUGUUAGGUAAAUUAUUUAUAAAAACAUAACCCAUUCAUGGAAAUUACAUUUUUUUUUAACAAAGUAGAGUAUAAACAAGCGCACCAAACAAUUUAAUAAGUCAUGCAACAAAAAACCUUUCUUCAACUUUAAGUAGAAAAACAAAUUCUGUGACCCAAAUGCAAGCCUGAACUAACGCAUAACUCAUCGCAGUACACACCACGAAAUAGUGCGGGCCAUCAAUUGUAGUUAACUCGGCACAAGACAGAGAGCGCGUGUUGCAUGCAAUCGGAGAGAUAUCAAUAUUGAUAUUCAACUAUGUGUGCGCGCUCUAUACUGAAAGCAACAUAGCCAAACACAAAUGAUGCCAACUAGCGCUGGCUACAUUUUUAUAAACUGUACACCGCGGCGACGCAAACUAACAGAUAAAGGUUAUAACAUAACGUUUAAAAAGUCUUUAAAAGAAAAUUUUGUGCAUAGUUGACGUGCUAAAAACUAAAGUGUGACCAACAUAAGCGUGGCCUUCAUGUCAAUCUGCACGCCGUAAUACUUUUAGUUUUGUCUCAAAUACUUGAACAUGAUGCAUUAUGUGUGAUAAGCACAUGCAGUUACCAGCAGCUGAAUGGGCAGACGUUGCUUUUGCUUAUGUGAAUUCCUUGCCACUGGCUAGACUGAGUUCACGGCCCGUUUUGUGGCCAGGCGACAAUGGUAUGGCACGGUGGCAUACGCACGGACGUAAAAAAAUUUGGUCCUUUACACUUCAUAGCCGCAAUUUAACUUGCCAUAGCUGAUGUUUGUACAACAGCUGAUAGCAUAGACAGACCUGCGCGUGCAUCGCUUUCCCCCCCCCCCCCCCCCCUUGUUUGGCUAACUGUAUCCCAUGGCACAUCUGUUGUAUACAAAAGUUGAGACAGACUUUGUGGCGUCGUGCCUGACUUUUUUUUUCCUGUGGAGAUUUCACGCUAACUGAAAUUUACAGACAUGCUAUUCAAGACUAAGGCAGUAUAAUUAACCCCGCGCUAAAAGAAUCAGUGCAAUCUGAAGAUGUGCUAAGUGAGGGAUAGGUGUACUUAGUUACAGCUCCAUUCCCUGGUCACUCAAAUUACUAUUUUGCUAAAACCAUUUUAGAGGCCAAAAAUUAUUCCGCUUCAAAGCUCUAAUACAACAAGUACAUAGCUGUUUACUUGAAUUCAGACAUGGCCUUAGAUCACUACUCGAUAAUAUUGGUCCGCUAUAGUAUCAAAGUAUUCAAAGUUCCCCACCACUGUUUUGUUUGCACAGGAUAAAGAGUAAAUUGUCUCAUUUGGAAAGUGUGAAAAUAAAAAUAAAAAAUAAAAAAACACGUGUUACUCAGUACACGUGAUAGAAGUCAAGCUUUUUUAGCAAUUCAAAUCUCGGCUCGUAAGUAUGUAGUAAAGGGUAAAAUGGCAGAAAGAGAGAAAGAAGACAAUUUUCUAAAAUUGAUUAAUUAAUGAUAAAAUAUUACUCGCUGUUUAAUUAGGUACACCAUAAAGAAAAAUUGCAUGUUACUGUUUCUUCAAACAAUUCUGCCAUUUGGAAACCUCCAAAUCUCUGAACGAAAUAUGAAAUUCUAAACAAGUAGCGCUAUCUAUAGGGGAAAUGCAGGGACUGUCUCAAUAGCACUCCGAACACAGGAGGAACACGAGCGUGCUGGUAGCAAAUAUAAAAUUCAAAGCAUUAACAGUUAACUGUAUAGGAUACCUAUAUCUAUUUUCUGAAAUGAGCGCAUAUGCACGUGCAUUCGCACACACAUAUUUUUUUCCCUUUUGUCUGUGUGUGUGUGUGUGUGUGUGUGUGUGUUCUAUUUUAUUUUUGAGCUGAAGUAUCAUCGCACGAAGAGAAUAAAGGUCCAGCAACAUAUCUACUAUAGUGCUCUCUUUAUCUCUCUUUCACCAAGUAUCUGUUCACUAACCAUUUCACAUCAGAAGCAUUUCACAGCAAUGUAUCAUGAAAACAUUGUAUUAAAAUUCAGUCUUAAAAUUUUACUCAUCGUGACCAAAGAAGUUUCAUUUCAAAAAGCACGUUUCUUAGCACUAAAGUGCAAAAGUAAGAUUCGUCUAGUCUGUUGUCUAAAACGAAAAUCUGCCUCAGUUGUGAAUUCACUGUUUGAAGCACUUCAUUCAAAAAAAAAAAAUAUGUUUCGUAUAAAAUGUAUUUUAUGCGUAUGGAUGAAGAUGUUCCAAGAGAUGAAAUAAAAAAAAAAUUGCAAUGGAA
Bacillus rossius redtenbacheri is the source of this 8531-nucleotide messenger RNA. Its product is annotated as reticulocalbin-2. The transcript is spliced from 6 exons. Gene Ontology annotation, molecular function: calcium ion binding. The coding region runs from base 353 to 1354 and encodes 333 amino acids. Gene Ontology annotation, cellular component: endoplasmic reticulum. The record is from RefSeq and is a predicted model, not a curated record. NCBI's taxonomy places the organism in Eukaryota, Metazoa, Arthropoda, Insecta, Phasmatodea, Bacillidae.